This is a messenger RNA of Agelaius phoeniceus (red-winged blackbird), 2286 nucleotides long. RefSeq names its product 4-hydroxyphenylpyruvate dioxygenase (gene HPD). Gene Ontology annotation, biological process: L-tyrosine catabolic process. Gene Ontology annotation, cellular component: Golgi membrane; endoplasmic reticulum membrane. Lineage: Eukaryota; Metazoa; Chordata; Aves; Passeriformes; Icteridae. Gene Ontology annotation, molecular function: 4-hydroxyphenylpyruvate dioxygenase activity. The record is from RefSeq and is a predicted model, not a curated record.
CCUGUCCUCCGUGCCACUGGCACCACCCAAGGCCCCCGUGCUCAUCCCCUCUGGCCUUGCUGGUGGCUGCAACUUCCCACCACUCCCAGCCAGGUGGAGUUUGUGCACUGGUGUCUCCCCGGCAGGGCCAUCUCUUGUGCCCUCCUCCUGCUGUCCCACAUUUUGGGGUCCCUGCAGCGCUGGGCUCACCAGGGCUAAAGGUGGCCCCGUGCCCAGACACCACCGCACACCCAGCCGGGCUCUGCAGGCUGUCCUGGCUCAGCGCUGCCCAGGAUGACGUCCCCAGGGAGGGGUGAAUGUCCCCAGGGGCAGCGGGCGGGCCGGGGGCUGUGCUGCCCAAAUUGCGUCACCCCCGGUGACCUGGGACACACACGGGGCAGGGAUUUGGCUGCGGGGUCAGCAGGGUCCCCACCCUCCGCGGAGCCUCACGUGCUGCACUCCCACCCUCGGUGCCACCGACAGGGCUGCAGGGACCCGUGACACGGCCCCGGUGACAGCCACCCACCGCCCCCGCUUUGGGCAGCUCCCAGCCCAAACCAUCCCUGGGUUGGUGGUGGGAGAAGGUGGGGCCGAGGAGGAGCCUCCCCGUCCCGUUAUAUUGAAAGCGCCCCAUUCUCAAGCUCUCUUUGCUUCCAUCACAUCGCCAGGUCACAAAAAUGACGACCUACACAGACAAAGGAGAAAAGGCUGCAUCCUACUACUGCAACAAGCUGGGCUUCGAGGAGCUGGCCUACCGCGGGCUGGAGACCGGCAGCAGGGAGGUGGUGUCACAUGUCAUCAAGCAGGACAAGAUCGUGUUUGUUUUCUCAUCCGCUCUGAACCCAGGGAAUGAGGAGAUGGGGGAGCACCUGGUGAAGCACGGGGACGGGGUGAAGGACAUCGCCUUUGAAGUGGAGGACUGUGACUUCAUCGUGCAGAAAGCCAAGGAGCGUGGUGCUGUGGUGGUGAAGGAGCCGUGGGUGGAGCAGGACAAAUUUGGGAAAGUGAAAUUCGCAGUGAUCCAGACGUACGGUGACACCACCCACACCUUGAUAGAAAAGCUCAACUACAAGGGCCUGUUCCUCCCUGGGUACCACCCACCCCUCUUCAAGGACCCCCUGCUGCCCAAGCUACCAAGUGCCAAGCUCAGCUUUGUCGAUCACGUUGUGGGGAACCAACCUGACCUCCAGAUGGUCCCAGUAGCAGACUGGUACCAGAAGAACCUGCUCUUCCACCGCUUCUGGUCAGUGGAUGACAAACAGCUGCACACCGAGUUCAGCGCCCUGCGCUCCAUCGUGGUCACCAACUACGAGGAGACCAUCAAGAUGCCCAUCAAUGAGCCAGCCCCUGGCAAGAAGAAAUCCCAGAUUCAGGAAUACAUUGAUUACUACGGAGGGGCCGGAGUCCAGCACAUCGCACUGAACACCCCCGACAUCAUCUCAGCAAUCACCAACCUGAAGCAGAGGGGCAUGCAGUUCAUGGAUGUGCCCUCCAGCUACUACCAGGUGCUGCGGGAGAGGCUCAGAACUGCCAAAAUCAAAGUGAAGGAGAACAUUGACAAGCUGGAGGAGCUGAAAAUCCUGGUGGAUUUUGAUGAAAAAGGCUACUUGCUCCAGAUCUUCACCAAACCAGUUCAGGACAGACCCACGGUCUUUCUGGAGGUGAUCCAGAGGCACAACCACCAGGGCUUCGGUGCUGGGAACUUCAAGUCUCUGUUUGAGGCCAUUGAAAUGGAUCAGGAUGCCAGAGGAAACCUGACCGUGCUGGAGCCCAACGGGGAGACCAAGAGGAUGUAGGGGAUGGCAGCAAGUGCCACCCUCAGCCCCAAGGAGCUGAACCCCAAAUGAACUGGGAAACACCCCACGUUUUGGUAAAUAGCCCAGGCUGGAGUGCCACAAAGCCAGGGAAGCCACUGCCAAGCUGGACAAUGCAAAAGGACCCAACACCUCUCCCAGCCCAGCCCUGGCACUGCCCUCCCGUGACCUCCUGGGAGAUGGGGCGUGGGAAAUAGCAAACACACUCAAAAAGCAGCUUAAUCUGAUCCAAACCAUGGAAUUCUUAACAAAGGGCAGGUUUAGGGCAUGUGCCAAAGACAUGCAGCUACAGAGGAAGACAGAAGAAACAACUGGGAGUGCUCAAAUUUAGUCUAUCCAAAGUUUUAAUUUUAGCUACACGGGAAGCUGCGAAAGCACAGAGGCAUUUUCCUCUCUGCACAUCUCCUUUUUUAAGAUUUUGGUUUAAUUGCUUUUAGACUCAAUCUUCAAUUUGAAUUUGCUGAGAAUAAACAUGGUUUUAGGGUAGCUACAA